This is a messenger RNA of Penicillium expansum, 804 nucleotides long. RefSeq lists its product as uncharacterized. The coding region runs from base 1 to 804 and encodes 267 amino acids. Gene Ontology annotation, cellular component: nucleus. The record is from RefSeq and is a predicted model, not a curated record. The transcript has a single exon. Gene Ontology annotation, molecular function: protein serine/threonine kinase activity; ATP binding. Lineage: Eukaryota; Fungi; Ascomycota; Eurotiomycetes; Eurotiales; Aspergillaceae. Gene Ontology annotation, biological process: mitotic DNA damage checkpoint signaling; protein phosphorylation.
AUGGCACCACAAAUAACUAGCUGGGAUGACCUCACUAAAGUAUGGGAGAAAUACGAUAAUAAGACAAGGGAAAUCCAACAAACAUCUUUCGCAUUGUUCGAUAGCAACGAAAGUUUCUAUUACGGCAUGCUUGAAACCCCCAAAGCUGAGAUUACUUUUGACCAGGUCACCAACAACCUCAAGAGUGUUCCCGAUGAAGAAAUAUUCACACAGUGGCCGGUUCUGGGGAUCGAGUUGAUACAAGCCCCAGCGACGCUCAUCGAAGAUUUCUAUAUCAAGCGACCAGAUCCACAAAUGUACAAAGUGAUGAAGGAGCACAAUGCAUUGUCCCAACUCUCGGCAUCCUUGCUAGCAGAAGCUGAGAUCCUAGAGUCGCUGUCCCAGCACCCACACCCGAAUAUAAUCCGCUAUCACGGCUGUUGGGUUCUCCGUGGGUACUUUAUCGGACUUGUCAUCGACAAACAUCCACAUGAUCUGUACACUUAUCUCAAGAACCGAGUUGGGACAAUUGAGAAAUUGUCUUUCAUUCCCGCCCUUGAAUCCUCUCUCCUUCACCUUCAUAAACAUGGAUUAGCUCACAACAACCUGACUCCCCACAACAUUAUGGUGAGUGAAGAGGGCAUGCCUGUUUUGAUUGAUUUUGGCGGGUGUCAGCCUAUUGGAACGUAUUUGAAGCAUGUUCGAGGGACUCGAGGGUGGAUUGAUGGAGAAAUCAAGGACCACAAUACAUCGAAAAAGGAGCAUGAUGUUUCUGCUUUAGCCAAGAUUAGUACGUGGUUGGACAAGCCGGUCUUUAACUGUUGA